Messenger RNA from Cydia fagiglandana, 1586 nucleotides. RefSeq names its product collagenase-like. The record is from RefSeq and is a predicted model, not a curated record. Gene Ontology annotation, biological process: proteolysis. NCBI's taxonomy places the organism in Eukaryota, Metazoa, Arthropoda, Insecta, Lepidoptera, Tortricidae. The transcript has 2 exons. Gene Ontology annotation, molecular function: serine-type endopeptidase activity. Bases 685 to 1539 code for a protein of 284 amino acids.
UUGGCCACGCGUUUCAAUAAGUCGCUGCGGGAACAAUAUCUGACACAAUCUUAUUUGUAGAGUCAUGAGCACGUCACAUAUUUUUGCAGCCUUCGAAGAAUAAUAUAUACUUAGGUAUAUUGCAGCAGCUCUUCACACGCGGUCCGCAAACAGCAAGCUCAAAUGGAUGCCACUUGUCACCUCCGAGCGACUAUUCUGAGGCAAGUCCGAUAUUUAUGAUCUAGGUACCUACUCUAUCUAGGUAACUAAAGUUCGGAAAGAGAAGAGUCGUGAAAUAUAUGGGAUCCAAUACAUUUUACAACUCUUCUCUUUCCGAACAGACUUUAUUCAUAGUUAUCUACCGUUUCUUCUUCAUUCAUUUAUUGUUGUUUUAACGAAACCUCCACAUUGUGAUAUACAUACUCCUUGUUUUGCUUUCUGUCAAUGUCACUUAUGAUUAGAACUAUGUAAAUAAAAUAUGUUGCUAAAAUUUAAAGUUUAAUUAAAGUACUUCGCUUUUAAGUUGAAAACCCAAAUAUAAAAUAACAUUAUGCAAUUUUCGGUGAUGUUUCUGUGAUAACUUAUCUCGCUCAAUUUAUAAAUUAAUCUCAGAUAAGUGAAGACGUAAACUAAAUCAAGGUAUAGAAAGGGUUGUAACAGACCAUUAGGUACAGGUUGGAACGCACUCGCAAUUCGAGCUUCAAUAUGGAGGUUCUCAAUGUCCUCAUCGUGCUCGGUCUGAUCGGUCUGGUUGCUGGUGCGGUCACAGAUCCUCCCGCCAGCUCCAGCGUGGAGAUAGACUACCAUAACAAGGUCGGCAUCCCGUUGGCGGCUCGCAGAAAGGCGGACGAGGAGACCUCACACUUCCGUGGUGGCAGAAUCGUGCGCGUAAAGAGUGCCGCUCUCGGACGGUACUCUUACAUGGCCGGUGUAAUCAUCACCCUCACGGACGGACGCACCUCCAUCUGCAGCUCUUCCCUACUGACCAACACCCGCGCCCUCACCGCCGCCCACUGCUGGGCCACAUUCUGCUCCCAAGCUCGCCUCUUCACAGUCGUCUUGGGCUCGACCACACUAUUUUCCGGCGGUACUAGGAUGGUCACCGCUGACGUCGAAAUUCACUCCGGCUACAAUAAAUUUACGCUCGCCAACGAUAUCGCUAUCAUGAAACUUCCGUGGGUCACCUACAGUAAUAACAUUCAGCCUAUUGCUAUUGCGACCGGCAACAAGGAUUUCGCAGGUACCUGGGCCUGUGCUAUCGGCUGGGGUAGCCCCGUCACGAACAACGCGUUCUUGUCGCACAUGCUUGCGCCGGUGAUCAGCAACGAAGAGUGCGCGGACACGUACACUACGCACAUCGUCCGGGAUAGUACUAUCUGUGUGGCUACGAGUGGUGGCCGCGGGCCUUGCAUUGGCGACGCAGGUGGCCCGCUGGCCACCGCAGACAACAGCCUGUUGAUCGGCGUGAUGUCCUUCAUGCACGACCGCGGCUGCGACGCUGGCCCCGCAGGCUUCAGCCGCGUCUCUGCGUACACUGCCUGGAUCUACGCCCGCUUCUAAACUUUAACCUCGUCCUUAAAUAAGUAUAAAUGGAUUAUUCGGAACCA